This is a messenger RNA of Daucus carota subsp. sativus, 2447 nucleotides long. Its product is annotated as cation/calcium exchanger 1. Bases 220 to 1926 code for a protein of 568 amino acids. The transcript has a single exon. Gene Ontology annotation, molecular function: monoatomic cation transmembrane transporter activity. The record is from RefSeq and is a predicted model, not a curated record. Gene Ontology annotation, biological process: monoatomic cation transport; transmembrane transport. Gene Ontology annotation, cellular component: membrane. NCBI's taxonomy places the organism in Eukaryota, Viridiplantae, Streptophyta, Magnoliopsida, Apiales, Apiaceae.
UGCCAAGUGCCAAAAUACACAAGUUGGAUUUUGACACCACCUUCAGAUCCUAUGCAUCUCCCAUCUACUUUGUCUCAUUGUACAAUAAUUUUCUGAUCAUGAUUGAGCUACCAUUACAAUUAAUUCUUUCCCAGACGACACUUAAUUAUUUUUCCCAUAAUUUAUGAACUGCUUUAAAUCUUAACUUCAGCACUUUCAGAUUUAUUUCUCAUCAAUACCAUGAAACAUUCUCUCUUCUUUCACACAUCCUUCAUUUUCUUAAUAUCAUGUUAUCUAACUACCAACUUCCAUGUUUCUGCCAAUCAUACAUCACCUGCAAUUCUUGCAAGAUCUUCGAAUCUUCGCGUAGUCCAAGAUGAUGGCUGCUCUGGUCUCCAGAACUACACUGACUAUGAGUCCAAGUGUGUGUACAUAAGAUCAAACAAAUCAUGCAAGCCAAAAGGUUACAUAAACAGCCUUGAAAUCUUCUACUGCAGCUGUGGGAAGUUCCCAAUAUUGGGUUAUUUUAUUCUUCUGCUCUGGCUUGUUUUGUUGUUUUAUCUGCUGGCUAAUACAGCUUCAGAGUACUUCUGUCCUGUGGUUGAAAGUCUGUCAAAAAUCCUUAAUCUUUCUCCAACUAUAGCUGGUACUACUCUGCUUCCUCUGGGAAAUGGUGCUCCUGAUGUUAUUGCUAGUAUUGUCUCUUUUACGCGAUCCGGUGAUGGUGAUGUUGGCCUCAACAGUGUCUUGGGUGGGGCUUUUGUCAUCUCCAGUAUUGUGGUUGGAGUUAUAAGCAUACUAAUUAAGCCUAAUCAAAUUAUUGUUGAUAAGCCCAGCUUUAUAAGAGAUGUAUUAUUUUUACUCUUCUCUCUUAUUUCUCUCAUAGUGAUUAUAGUUGUUGGAAGAAUCAAUUUAUGGGUUGCAAUAUGUUUUGCUUCGAUAUAUGUUGUGUACAUAUCUGUGGUCUGUACCAUGCAUUUCUCCAGCAGUGAGCAAGAAAAUUUCGCAGUUGACAGGAAUGAUCUCAGUGAGAUCAGAAUACCUCUGUUAGGUUAUGUCGACGAGGAAAAAUGCAACUUGGCUCCAAAAAAUGGAUUAGAAGAUUCAGAUGAGAAACAAAUGUCAAGGUGGUGCUGCAAACAAGAAUCUUUAUGCCACUACUUAAGGCUAUUUCUUUAUGUUGUGGAUUUGCCCCUGCAAUUGCCAAGAAGACUUACCAUACCCAUGGUUGGUGAAGAAAGAUGGUCCAAGCCCUUUGCUGUUUUAUCAGUCAUCUUUGCUCCAAUUCUCUUGGCAGCCCUUUGGAAUAGCCAACGCGAAGAUAUGAAUUCCAAAGCUAAACUAGCUAUUUAUGUAUCAUCUUUUGUAGUUGGGAUGGUUUUGGGUAACAUUGCAUUUGUGACUACCAAAACAUCGAGGCCUCCAAAAAAUUGUCUGCUACCCUGGCUUGCAGGUAGAUUUGUGAUGAGCAUAACUUGGACUUAUAUUAUUGCCGAAGAGCUGGUGUCAUUAUUGGUUUCACUGGGGAACAUAAUGGGCAUAAGCCCUUCAAUUCUUGGAGUCACUGUCCUAGCUUGGGGGAACUCAGUCGGAGACUUGAUAGCCAAUGUUGCCAUGGCACUACAUGGCGGUCCAGAUGGGGCUCAAAUUGCGAUCUCAGGUUGUUAUGCUGGACCAGUUUUCAAUACAUUGGUUGGCCUAGGGAUGUCACUUGUAUUUGCUUCCUGGUCCGAAUUUCCAAAAUCUUACAUAAUUCCUGUAGAUUCUUCUUUAUACGAAACCAUUGGGUUCUUGAUGUGUGGCUUACUUUGGGCACUUGUAGUACUCCCAAGGAAUGAUAUGAGGCCAGAUCGUAUUCUCGGAGGUGGCCUUCUGGCCAUAUACUUCUGCUUCAUGUUCUUAAAAGUUGCAGGAGGUCUCGGAUUACUGAAGCCUAAUAGCCCUUAGACUACUCUUACGAAAAAAAUAAGCCCUUUUUUUUUCCUUUUCUGUAAAUAAGUUGUAAACUCAAUUGUCGUAUCAAUCCUGAUACGACAAUUGAUAGUGUGGCGUAAUUUGUUUUUUGAUAUAGUCGUCAACAAACUCUACAGAAGAGUGGGCAGAUCACAGAAAUUUAAUGACAUUCAUGUCAUAAUUAACAAUCCGAGAUAAAAGACAUGUGUGAGUUCCUGUUGUGAUGUCUUGACGUAACAAAGGACACUUGUAGUUGGCAAGGCAUCAUUUUCAUUCCUACAAGAAGUUGGCCGGCAAUAUUAGCCGUCUAGGUAUUAUCUGUUCUGUGGCCAGUCCAAUUCAAGAAGCGUGGUCCAUCAACGUCUGUGGCUGCAACUGCAGCUAGACGACUAUUAUUGUACUCGGAUGGUUUAGAAACGUGAAACUCUUCGUCUCGUCCACAAUCAUAGGCCUCGUGAACCAUAGAUUCCAAACAAUUGUUUACGUAUCAUAAUUAAGUUUUGAUUUCAUGUUUA